CGGGCAUCCCUAACCUACCUACUUACUCCAUCACUAUAUCGUCGUGUUCAUGGUAUUUUAGAGAACGACGCAAUAUUCAACUCUGUUUUGUAGUGAAAUUGUUUUAUAAUAAUUUGGUUUACGACCUGUUGAAAAGUAAAACUGUAAUUUGUCUGGUUAGAUAGGUAUAUUCUGUGUGUAAAACUUUAUGAUAUAACGUUCAGGUUGUAAAGUUACUUGUGGCAAUAAACAUGCCUAAGCGUGGUGGUGGUGGAAGACCUAGAAACUGGAAAGAUAGUGAGCAUUUUGAACAUGAUGAUCGAGCACAUACAAGUAACACGAGACGUGUUAGUUUUAAGCCAGGUAAUUUUACCAAAGGCAAAAACAAGUUCCGCAAUUGGAAUGAUGCAAAAUUGCAACUUUUGGACGAUGACAUUGAUAUGGGGGCAAACGGAGGGCAGCCUGGCCACCCAAGAAAAGGCGGUCAGUUUCACAGAGGACGUGGAGGACGGUUGAAUUCCCCAGGUCCUCGCAUGGACCGUUCAAAAAAGAAGUUUAUUGCUGGGCUUCUACCAUGGUAUCAAAUCAUUAUUCCAUAUGGAGCAAAACAUGAGAAAGACGUUAUUUUGAGGUCAUUAUUGAGUUUCAUCUCACCAGAAGUUUUUAUACCUCAUUAUUACAAAUUGAAUGGUAAUGCAGCUGUUUUCUAUGUAGACGAUGUGAAAGUGGCAGAGAAAUUAUUUAAUGCUGAUAGAAAGAUUUCCAUGCCUGACGGUUACAAGCUUGCAGUGAUUGUUAGGAAUGCAGUCCCUAAUGUGGCAAUUGAUGCACAAAUGAAAGAGAAAAUGAAAUUAGUAAUGGCUAAGAGAUACAAUGCUGCUACAAAGGCAUUAGAUUUGACAAAAUUCCAUGCAGAUCCAGAUCUUGCUGACAUAUUUUGUGCUUUGUUCCGUCCAAUGAUCAUGUUGGCUGCAAUUGAUAUAAUUGCUGAAAAUAUUCCUGACUUAGAAGCAUUAAACUUGAAUGAUAACAAACUUUAUGGUAUUGAACAUCUGAAGAUAUUGUCUACGAAAUUCAAGAACCUAAAAAUUUUAUAUAUGGGUGACAAUAGGAUACCUUAUUUGGGAUCUUUGGAUCCAAUGAAGCAACUGCAGCUCGUGGAACUCUACCUCAAAGGCAAUCCUUUGGUGAACAGGUUUAGUGAUCACGAAAUAUAUGUCAGACUUUACCACCACUUAACAUUAGGUGAGGUAGAACUCUUUGUAUACCUAGCUAUAAAAAAAAAACCUGCCAAGUGCGAGUCAGACUCGCGCACCGAGGGUUUCGAUGGAGUGGAGUUGCCGCCAGCCAUAGGUUUCGACGUAUCAGAAGAUGUAACACUUCCGCCAACACAACAGUCCUUCCUCGUAGAUCCUGCGGGACAAGAUUUAGUUAGAGAAUUCCUGACGCAAUACUUCGCGAUAUAUGACUCGGAGUCGAGACAGCCUUUGCUAGAGGCAUAUCAUGAGCAUGCUACUAUGUCUAUGGCUGCAAGUUACUUGAGCAACGAUAAUAGAAAUUCACCAGCCAGCAGGCUCAAUUCAUACAUUACGAAUAGCAGAAAUAUUUUAAGGGUGACCGAGAGAGAGUACAGACGACGCCACAUGAAAACGGGCAGGCUACAGGUGGUGUCAUUCCUGUCAGAAUUCCCCAAGACUACACACGACCUUAUGGGAUUUGCUGUUGAUUUACUAGUCUUCACUCCUGCCAUGAUAGUUUUGACAAUGAAUGGAGUAUUCAAAGAGACUAACACUAACGGCAAUCCGACGCGAGCGUUCCACCGCACGUUUGUGAUCGUUCCCAACGCUACGGGCGGUUUCAGCAUCAUCAACGAUAUGUUGUAUAUCACCAAUACUACUAAGGAACAGGAAGAGAAAGCAUUCGCGACGGGCGCCGUUGAAGCCGUUCCCCCUGCGCCCGCGCCGACGCCGGCGCCUUUAGCAGACAACUCGCAAAAGAUGAUGCUGGGUUUGCUCGGCCAGCAGACCGGCAUGAACGACCACUGGAGCAUGAACUGCUUACAAGAGACUGGUUGGGAUCUUCAAAGAGCUCUCUUCAUUUUCAAUCAGCUCAACUCUGAAGGAAAAAUACCACCCGAAGCGUUCGUCAAAUGAAGACUUCUGAGCGCUGAAUGCGUGUUUCAAACUUAAAAUAUCGCGUUCGCGUAAUCGUGAAAUUCCUCUGCCUUUAAGCAGCGCCAUCUAGUAAACGAUAUUUCUAUUAUAACAAAAUAAUAAUAAAUAUCGCUACACUUCUUGAAAGUUAGACUGAAAAGGAUUGCAGGGUUUUUUAAAGUAACCUCUAAGGUGUCGUCCUAAUCGAAUUUUGUAACGAAUACGCGAUCAAACUAAUAAAUUAUGCGUGCUGCGUUUUGAAUUUUAUGGACAAAUGUUUGUGCGAAAUUGCAAUGAUCGCGACUUCACGUUAUUUUAGGACAACGCCUUAGGAAUAUUAUCAGCAUUGUUAGUAUCUAUUUCUUUGAUUUAUUGAACCGCUGAAGAAAUGUCGUUGUUCUUUCAGCAAGUGUGGCGCUGUCUUUACGUAUACGCGAAUGAGUUACAAACGCGCAUUAGGCACUUAAUAUUCAGAAAGGCUGUGCCUCAAAAUUGUACAUAUUAAACUAAGAAGAAUUAUAUUUUUUGUUAAGGAUUAUCCAUGAUUAAGUUAUGUUUGUUCAUAAAGUUCGAAUAGUAAAUGAUAAAAGGAUGAAUUUAAUUGAAAAAUCAAUUGACGCAUUCCUUAUGGAAGCGUAGCCGUGAAUCUUGAGAAAUAAAUCGUAACUAAUAAUUGUGCUAACUUUUUGACACUGUUGAAUCUUUUGUGGCUAAGUAAAUUCCUAUUAGGGCUUUUUAUUAUAAAAAGAAAAGUUUAGUAACACGUAUAAUAAGUAGAUAAUAUUGUUAUUUUAGAGUUAAAACGUGGACUUAGUUUUAAAGGAAUAUUUAGAUUAAAAAAAAAUAAGUCAUAAUUUUUUGACAAAAUGCCUUACGAGUUUGGUUGUCGAUAUUACAUAUUUUUUAUGUAAAAUGUUGUGUGUGUCAGGAUUGUCUUUGGAAUUUAUAUUUGUAUCUUUUUUAAUUAUUUCAAAAUAAUAUCGGGAAAUUGUCUGCGAAGAAAUGUUUUGUACCAAGAUGACAACAAUAUUAUGUGUUAUUCUAAUAUUUUGAAGAGUUAUUAGAAAGUAAACCGAUUAGGACUUUCUGAUAUCUUUUUCUGUAAAUAAAUACUUAAAUGCCCGGUUUCUUAAUGAAUAUUUAGUUUAAUUUCAUAAAGCGAUAUUAUCUACCAGACAUCACAUACAUACGGUAGAUAAUAAUUGUUUAAUAUAGUAAACAUGAGAUUAUAUAUUAUUAGAACUCUUAUUGAAAUUGUAAGAAGCUACUUUAAAGAAUAUCAUUUUUACUAGAAAAAAAUGCCGUUUAAAACUAUGAAAAUGAUUGAUUUUUUUCUAGUAAAAAUAUUGAAAGGUAUAUAAAUAUUGUGAGAAAUUCAUCAACGCUAAUUUUAUGUUAUUGUACAGUCAUAUAAUUUGAUUUAAACUUCAGUACUUAAUUGUAUUUUUAUUGUGUGUAGAAAAAAAAAAAAACACUAUAGACGAGUUAUUACGUGAUAAUGGAAAUCAGGCAUUAAAAAAGUUGAGCAAAUCCAAAACUUAAAAAAUCAUCUGUAACGCUAGCAAGGUGAUAUAAAUUUAAUAUAUCAGUUUCUUUUUGUCAUCGAAAACAUCUUCAAAACAUUUCUUGCUCUGUGUGAGAUAAAAACAAACGCACAUUGUAUUAAUUGACCUGCAUUUAAAAUAAGAAUUUGUUAAAUAAAAAAAAAAAAGAUUAAACAAAUGAAGAAAGAAAAAAUGUGUAAAUAUAAAAUAUGAAUGAACUUUUAGCUGCAAUGGAAAUGUCAGAACAAGGUAGAUAGUGAGGGGUCAUACAAGGCGCUGUUACGUCGACUGUGGCGUAAUUUUUACAAAACACGGCUCAAUAUGGCUAAUGUUGUUUCACGCAUUUUAUGGUCCUUUUGGAUUGUGAUGCGGUAUUCCAUGGUGUGGUCGGUGUGAUCUUACUCCCGUGACGGAACCCCAUUGGUGGGCUAGUCGCGAUGUUUGGGACCCCAUGGAUUUGUCUCGACAAAGCCUUGGCCGUCGUGUCACGAAAGCUCGUCGCGUCAGUUGCCUUGCGGGUGGUGCGUAGGGAACAAUCGAUUUAAGAAUUGAGACUGUGCUUGGUUACAUUACUUGAUGAAUACAUUAUUAUUUUUCCUUGGA
Molecule: messenger RNA, 4279 nt
Organism: Chilo suppressalis (striped riceborer)
Lineage: Eukaryota; Metazoa; Arthropoda; Insecta; Lepidoptera; Crambidae
Source: the annotation of a GenBank genome assembly